CGUAGGACAUCAAAUCAAAUUUCAUUAAUCAAAACUAACAAGAAUACCAUGACAGGCCGUGGUAAGGGAGGAAAAGGUCUUGGCAAGGGAGGAGCAAAACGUCAUCGUAAAGUGUUGCGAGACAACAUUCAAGGAAUUACCAAACCAGCCAUCCGUCGGUUAGCUCGCCGUGGAGGUGUGAAACGUAUUUCUGGCCUUAUUUACGAAGAAACUCGCGGAGUGUUGAAGGUGUUUCUGGAAAACGUAAUUCGUGACGCCGUCACCUACACUGAACACGCAAAGAGGAAAACUGUUACCGCCAUGGAUGUGGUCUACGCACUGAAGAGGCAAGGACGUACCCUUUACGGUUUUGGAGGUUAAUCAAAUCACCAACAAUUGUCGU
Molecule: messenger RNA, 382 nt
Organism: Cinara cedri
Lineage: Eukaryota; Metazoa; Arthropoda; Insecta; Hemiptera; Aphididae
Source: the annotation of a GenBank genome assembly